Molecule: messenger RNA, 1008 nt
Organism: Brassica napus (rape)
Lineage: Eukaryota; Viridiplantae; Streptophyta; Magnoliopsida; Brassicales; Brassicaceae
Product: calmodulin-like protein 12
Exons: 6
Coding region: 49-804 (251 amino acids)
Molecular function (GO): calcium ion binding
Source: RefSeq, a predicted model, not a curated record
CGGCAAAAUAAAGAGAGAGCAAAUUAGGGCAAUAGUGGGGAGAUUCAAAUGGGUGAAGGAGAGAGCUCGAGGUUCGGCGGCGACGAAUCGGAGUCGGAGGAGGAAAUUAGAUACCCAAUCGAAGAAGAAGGAAAGGGUAAUAAGAUGUCGGAGUAUGAGAAGAAGAGGUUGACAAGGAUCGCCGAGAACAGAGCGAGAUUAGAAGCCCUCGGCAUACUUAAAGCCGCCAAGGCCAUCAUUCUGCCUCCAUCAUUAAAAAAAUCUAAUUCCGGUAAAGAAGAAGACGACGACGACGAUUAUAGACCCGGAGAUGCUGAAGAUGAAGAAGACGAGGAGGACUUUCUGGGGAAUUCAAGCUCUAAAAGAAUUAAGAAGACCACCUCCCCGCCUCCCAAGAGGAGGAGGAGGAAGAAGCAUUUGUGUAGAUCAGAUCCCCUUGGAGAGGAGGAGGAGGAGGAGGACGACGACGACUUAAACAAGGCAAUAGCGCUUUCUCUACAGGCAGGCUCUCAUAGAACCGACCAAGGCUCAUCAUCUUCUAAGAAGAAUAAAUCGGACUUGAUCAUGAGCAAGAUGCAGAUGACUGCGGAUGAAUUGAUCUUAUACUUCUUUCAGUUUGAUACGGGAAAAGGUUUCAUUACUCUGAGAGAUGUGGCGACAAUGGCCACUGUCCAUGAUUUCACUUGGUCAGACGAGGAAUUACAAGACAUGAUUCGUUGCUUUGACUUUGAUAAAGAUGGAAAGCUAAGCUUGGAUGAGUUCAGGAAAGUUGUUACGCGAUGUCGCAUGUUGAAUGAAUCUUGAUCAUGGCUGAGUGCACCUCUAAAGUUGGGAUGAUUGAUGAUUUUCAGAAGAAAUUCAAGGCUAUAUGCAGUAGUAUUAAUCUAGGCAUUAGAAACUAUUUAUUGGAGAUUGAUGUGAGAAAAUGGAUUCGGUUUCAUAACUUAUAUUUUUGCGCGGUACGUAUGUAAUAUAUCGAACCGGCCACACUCGCUGAAGCUUGAUUUA